AUGGAGGAAAUAGAGAUGGAGGAGCAGCAGCAGACGGAAGAGCAGCAGCAGACGGCAGGGCAGCAGACGGCAGAGCAGCAGCAGACGGCAGAGCAGCAGACGGCGGCAGAGCAGCAGAGAAGGCCGUCGUCCUCCUCCUCCGGGGUCCCAGGGCGGCGAGAAGAGAAGGUUGGGCUAUUCAUGGGGGCCGACAACGACGAGUCGGACGAGGGAGAGUCGGAAGAGGGAGAACCGGAAGAGGGAGAACCGGAAGAGGGAGAACCGGAAGAGGGAGAACCGGAAGAGGGAGAGCCCGCGGGAGGCCAACGCGCGAACGAUCCCACCCCGCCCCCAGCUGCCGCGUCCCCACGUUUCCCGAAGCGGGCAUCUGCACGCGUGGCGUCCGCGCCUGCACCCACGGCCCGCAAGCGCGCGCGGGCUGACGGAACAGGGGGCGUGCGCGGGGUCGAAGGCGCUGGCGCGGAAACAGGGGUUGGCAGGGACGGCGGAGCAGCAAGCGGAGCAACAAGCGGAGCAGAGAACAAGGGUGCCGGGGCCGACGAGGUGGGAACGGCGGGUAGCGGCCAACGCGCGAACGCUGCUGGGACGGUACAGGCCGGUGGAGCAGAGAAACGUACCGUGCGUGAUGCCAAGGACGCGGGGAAGGUGGAGAGAUUGAGGCUGGCCGGCAUCCGGCAGUUGGAGAGCGGGGAGUGGGUUGCCGAAGCAACCAUUGGUGGGCAGCAAUGGUACCUGGGGUCGCACUCGAACCGUGCGAACGUUCUCUAUCUCCUGUGCAUGGCACGGACGGUGUUUGGCGAGCCGGCGGACUUGGGUUUGGAGCUGCUCCCGAGCACCAAGGCCGCGUGGGAACCAGAGUGGAAACAAGCGCGCCACAUCCCUCCUGGCCUGUGGACCGUCAUGCAUGGCUUCAAGCUCACACGCACUGUGCGCAGGUGGGUGCCGGGUGGUGCAGGUGGGUGCCGGGUGGUGCACGCCGGCAGCGUGCUUGCUUCCUUGCGUUCUUUACCAAGAUGCGUUGGUUGCAUUGCAUUGCACGCACGGCUGACGGGGUGUGGCGGUGCGGACCGUGCUCUGUUCUGUUCUGUCUCUUGCAGAUACCGCGUGAUUUUGAAGAGUUUCGAUGCUUUGGCGGGCGACAACGAGAAGGACAAAGAGAGCAUGGUGUCGACCCUCUGCGCGGCCAUUGGGACCGCCGCCGCUGCCGUCUGGAAGCCUGGCGCCGCCACCGAGCUUUACGCUUCAGCGCUGGCGGCGUCAUGCGCGGCGGUGUGGAGCAUCUGGCGUGGAGACAGCACCGCCUCAGCUGUCAACCGCGCUGUUGCCGCGACCAGCGCCGUUGGUGCACCGAUGGACCUGGCGCUGCACUGCGGGCUCGUGAUCGCCGAGGUCUUGGCCAGUUUGGACAAAGGAUCCGGCGAAGCCAGAGGGGAAGCCAGUUCGGACCCGGACGCGCGGGUGAUUGAGCUAGCGUUGGGCACCGCAGCCCUGGUGACGAGGGAGGUCGCCGAGGUGGUGGCGACAGAGAUGGUCAACACGCUGGGCCUGUGGUCGGCUUGCGCUGCCGCUGCAGAUCCUCUGGUGAGGCGCGGCUUCCACGUGUCCCUGACUGCCGCGAUGAAACGCAAGCUCGAAGCGCACGGAUGA
This is a messenger RNA of Closterium sp. Yama58-4, 1647 nucleotides long. The record is from the annotation of a GenBank genome assembly. NCBI's taxonomy places the organism in Eukaryota, Viridiplantae, Streptophyta, Zygnematophyceae, Desmidiales, Closteriaceae.